ACAGUCCACGGCUGCAGCGCACAAAGCCGCGGCACCGGCACCAUGAGGGUGUUGCUGUCGCUCAGCCGCGUCGCUCGCACGGCACUCCAGAGGCUGAAAAAGGAGCGAGCGCCGGCAAGCUGUAGACUCGUAGGAGGCACAGCCGAGUCCCAGCCCUACUUUGGCCUCCUUGUUGACAUUGAUGGAGUGCUGGUGCGAGGAAAAACACCCAUACCAGCUGCCAGGAAAGCUUUCAAGAAGCUAGUGAAUGUUAAGGGGGAAUUUUUAGUGCCUGUGGUGUUUGUCACCAAUUCAGGAAACUCUGUUCGACAAACAAAAGCUGACCAGCUAACUCGGGUAUUGGGAGUACCAAUUUCUCAGGAUCAAGUUAUGAUGGCUCACAGUCCACUGCAGAUGUUUAAACGUUACCAUGACAAAUGUGUACUGGUCUCUGGGCAAGGCCCAGUCAUGGACAUUGCUAAAAAUAUUGGGUUUACCCAUAUCAUUACUGUAGAAAUGCUGUGUGAGGCAUUUCCCUUGCUGGACAUGAUGGAUCAUGAUAGGCGACCUGCAUUGCCAUCACCUAAACCUGUGAAGUUUCCUAACAUUGAAGCUAUUAUCCUGUUUUGUGAGCCUAUCCAUUGGGAAACACAUCUUCAGCUGAUUAUUGAUGUCCUCUUGACUGCUGGAAAUCCAGACAGCAUUCCUCGGCAGUUGCUUUACCCUCAUAUUCCUGUAGUGGCUUGUAACACGGACUUGAUGUGGGUAGCAGAGGGCAAGUCACCAAGGUUCGGUCAUGGAAUAUUUGUGCUGUGUCUUGAAAACAUUUACAAGAAAAUCACAGGCAAAGAUCUUAAAUAUGACCUCUUACUAGGAAAACCAAGUGAAAUAACCUAUCAUUAUGCAGAGUGUCUUAUAAGGGCUCAAGCUGCAGGAAGAGGAUGGCAGAAACCUAUUCACACACUUUACGCCAUUGGGGAUAACCCAAUGACUGACAUCUAUGGUGCUAAUCUAUACAACCGCUACCUUGAAGAGAAAUCUUCUACAAGAGGCUCACGGGUGCAAGCUAUAGUUGCUGCAGGAAAACAAACAGCCACAGUUCCCCAGGAUGAAGAUCCUGAUGUAAUUGCAAGUGAACUGACACCAGGUUCUGCUACUUGCUGUAAGUCUGUGCUGGUUUGCACAGGUGUGUACAGCCCCUCUAAAGAUGCUAUGGUAGGCCAUGAGGAAUUGACCACAGGGACUGUAUUUCAUGGGCACAGGGACUUUACAUUUGAUGCUGAUUUAUCUGAUCCAGACUAUAUAGUACCAGAUAUUGACACUGCUGUGGAACUGAUCUAUAAGCUGGAAAAUUAUGUGCCUAAGUAACCUUUUUUAAAAGCAAAGUCU
Molecule: messenger RNA, 1368 nt
Organism: Carcharodon carcharias (great white shark)
Lineage: Eukaryota; Metazoa; Chordata; Chondrichthyes; Lamniformes; Lamnidae
Exons: 8
Coding region: 43-1347 (434 amino acids)
Biological process (GO): glycerophospholipid biosynthetic process
Cellular component (GO): mitochondrion
Source: RefSeq, a predicted model, not a curated record